Molecule: messenger RNA, 4378 nt
Organism: Osmia lignaria (orchard mason bee)
Lineage: Eukaryota; Metazoa; Arthropoda; Insecta; Hymenoptera; Megachilidae
Gene: dbo
Product: Kelch-like protein diablo
Molecular function (GO): protein binding
Source: RefSeq, a predicted model, not a curated record
GCAAAGGUAGAUUGACACAAUUGGCACAACGCGAGCGUAGCCCUGGGAUUUGGUUGAGAAAAGUAGCGAAAUUGAUAUUUGGUGCAUUGUGUGUGCAUCAGAGGAAAAAUAAUUCAAAAUGAAAGUGCCCUCGUGAUAGCAAUUUCGGCGAGAGGAAUAGAAUUUUGGUGCAUUUGAAUUUUUUUAGUUUACACCGAUUUUUCAAAACGCAUCGUUUGCCCAACAUUCAACAGCAUGCUAUCCUUUUAACCAUAUCGUGAAACGAACGAACCUGAUCAGAUAUUUUAUUUAUCGUUCGUUAGCUGGGAAACUGGCCAAACUGUACAGAAAUUCGUUCGGCUUUGUGAAUCGUACGUCAUAAACCCUCGUAUCCAUCAUACAGAAUUUGAGAAGAUCAGAAGGCCUGGUACAGGCACGUUCAAGAGCCGUGGUGGUUGGUGAAUGGUGUUGCAGAUAGACUCGGUGUGGGGUUGGGCGUCACCCCCGCUGCGCCUCCAGCUAGGGGGGUCUAGGGGCGCCUCGGGGAGAGCGGCCGCGGGCGCCCCGUCCUCGCAGAGGAUGGGUGAAAUGGUCGUGGAACGAGCGCCAUCCCCAGCCCGCCUCAGUCAUACAUCCGAGAAACAUCCUCGUGCUACGCUCACGGAACUGAAUGUCCUUCGUCGCCACCGUGAACUCUGCGAUGUUGUCCUCAACGUUGGUUCCAGAAAAAUAUUUGCGCACCGGGUUAUUCUAUCGGCGUGCAGUCCGUACUUCAGAGCAAUGUUUACUGGGGAGCUGGCGGAAUCUCGACAAACUGAAGUUACAAUACGUGAUAUAGACGAAAUGGCGAUGGAAUUACUGAUAGAUUUCUGUUACACGUCUCACAUAAUCGUCGAGGAAGCGAACGUUCAAACUCUCCUUCCAGCAGCGUGCCUUCUCCAGCUAGCAGAGAUUCAAGAUAUAUGUUGCGAGUUUCUCAAACGCCAGUUAGAUCCUUCUAAUUGUCUAGGAAUACGUGCGUUUGCGGACACUCAUUCGUGCCGUGAACUGUUGAGAAUCGCGGACAAGUUCACCCAGCAUAAUUUUCAGGAAGUAAUGGAAAGCGAAGAAUUUCUAUUACUACCUGUCGGCCAAUUAGUAGAUAUCAUUUCGUCGGAUGAAUUAAACGUACGAACGGAAGAACAGGUAUUCAGCGCUGUUAUGAAUUGGGUUAAGUACAACGUGACCGAGAGAAGGCAACAUUUGGCGCAAGUCCUUCAGCAUGUACGAUUACCCCUUCUUAGUCCAAAGUUUUUAGUUGGAACUGUAGGCUCUGAUCUUUUGGUUCGAUCCGACGAUGCGUGCAGAGACUUGGUGGACGAAGCUAAGAAUUAUUUGCUACUCCCUCAAGAGAGACCGCUGAUGCAGGGACCCAGAACACGACCCCGUAAACCAACUAGACGCGGCGAAGUUUUGUUCGCCGUUGGAGGAUGGUGUUCCGGCGAUGCGAUAGCUAGCGUUGAAAGAUUCGAUCCGAACACCGCCGACUGGAAGAUGGUCGCGCCGAUGAGUAAAAGAAGAUGCGGCGUCGGAGUGGCUGUAUUAAAUGAUUUGUUGUACGCGGUUGGGGGUCACGAUGGACAGAGUUAUUUAAAUAGCAUCGAACGAUACGACCCGCAAACGAAUCAAUGGUCUUGCGACGUUGCACCCACUACGUCGUGUAGAACUAGUGUAGGUGUUGCAGUAUUGGAUGGUUUCCUUUAUGCGGUAGGUGGUCAGGAUGGUGUCCAAUGUUUAAACCACGUUGAAAGAUACGAUCCCAAGGAGAAUAAAUGGUCCAAAGUAUCGCCUAUGACUACUAGAAGACUUGGAGUGGCUGUUGCCGUGUUAGGUGGUUAUUUAUAUGCCAUCGGCGGGUCUGAUGGGCAAUCACCUUUGAACACGGUAGAAAGAUACGACCCAAGACAAAACAAAUGGUCUCAAGUAUCCCCUAUGUCUACUAGACGUAAGCAUCUAGGCUGUGCUGUAUUUAAUAAUCUAAUUUAUGCCGUUGGAGGAAGAGACGAUUGCAUGGAACUGUCCAGCGCAGAACGGUAUAACCCUCACACGAACUCUUGGAGUCCGAUAGUAGCUAUGACAUCAAGGAGAAGCGGAGUGGGAUUAGCGGUAGUGAAUGGUUUGCUGUAUGCCGUGGGUGGAUUCGAUGGAACUGCCUAUUUGAAAACUAUCGAAGUAUAUGAUUCGGAACAAAAUCAAUGGAAAUUAUGUGGUUGUAUGAAUUACAGGAGGCUCGGCGGAGGUGUGGGAGUAAUGCGAGCCCCACAAACUGAAAACUACAUUUGGUAGCUCAGGCCCCCCUCUUCAGCCCAAAUGGCUGAAACUCCUUUAACACCUCUCACACCGAUAACCCCUGUUACACCUGUCACCCCUCCCGCUCCUGUAUCGGUUCCUGUUGUUAUAACUAAUACUAGAAAACGCUACCGCCGAUCAAUGAGCAUUAUAUAAGUAACAUGUGCGUUUAACAAGACUUUGCCUUUCUAAAGUCACUUUUAUUCGCGUAUCUGUUAGCCUUCAUUAACUUAUCAUUCAUUUUUAGACAUCAGUCAUUUUAUUUAAGAUUCGUAUUCUACUAAACAUGAAUGUAUAUUUUUUUUCUUUCUUUUUUAAUGUAAGAAAACACAUUAUGCUCCAACUGCCACGAUUUUAUCAUUUUCUUUCUAAGUAAGAUUUUGUAAGAUAUUAUUUCCUAUAUUAUUUACACAUUCUUUUUAUGCAUUACGAGAUACAUUUGAUUCCAGUCGUUUUAGACUUAAGUGUUAUAUUGUAACUUCUUCUUUCUUUUUUUGUUAUAGCGGAAAGGCAAAAUCUUCUUUCUUUUUUUUCUUUAAACUAAUAUUUUUAUCUCGAUGGAACGUUCGCUGUUUCCAUUCUUUUCAGUGAUCGAAGAAAAGAAACAUAUUUCAAAGCCCUCAUUAAACACCGGAAGUACGUUACGAAGGGCUGCUUGUGCACCAAUUGAUACAAAGAAACAAAAAUAAAGAUUUAAUCAAACGAAACGUUUCUGUCUCGAUAGUAUGCUUUUUACAACGUAUUUUUAUCAACAAGACUGAACUGAAACCAAAAGUUUAUGUAUAUCUAAAUAAAUGAAACAAAUGUUUCAGGCUCUAAGCACACUUCUGUUUUUAAGACAAUGUAUGAAAUACACUAGUAAGUUAUAGGAUGAAUUUUUAUUAAGUAACGAAUGUGUUGUAGUUUCGAAAUUUAGGUUUCUUCAUUUUCUUUCCUGUACUUCAUUAUGAAAAAAAGAAGAGAAACUUGAUGAAUUUGCGUUUCGUUCAAGAUAAUUAGUCUUAUUGUACAAAAUGGUGAUAGGGAUCAUUAAUCCAACAAUUUCAUAAUGUAACGUUUGUGAUAAUAAUCUAGUAAGAGUCAGCAGAGUUCGGCUGAAUGUGAGCAAUAUUUUACUAACAAUAACGAAUAUUAUUUUAUAAUUAUUUGAAUAGAAAAAUUAUAAAGAAAACUGUAAAGAUUUUUCUUGAUUAAUUACAAAAUUGAAAGUUUCACUAGUUGUGUUACAUCUAUGAGAUUGUUGACAAAAAAAAAAUAAAUAAAAGAACACAUGACUAGUAUAAGGAUAUACUGAACGAUACGAUGUAACUGUCUAUAAAUCACUUGUUACAAAAUAUCAUUAUUAGAAACUACAAAUUCUCAACAUUGUAUCAUGACCUUCUUCAAACGGAACCACCAGUUUUAAUUAGAAGUAUAAAUCGUGAAAGAAUUUCUAUUUCUUCAUAAACACGGUAAAUUUGUAAAAUCAAUGUAGCAUAAGCGAAGUAAAUUAUGUUGAGUUCGAUUAAUCAAAUUAGCGAAUUAAAAUGGUACAAAUUAUUGUAAUUACUAAACCGAAGUUCAAAAAAUAAGUGUUCAACAUCAGAUUCGAUUUUCAAGUAGUUAAAAGAAAACAUAGCUACGACAGAGAAUGUUACUGUUUUCAAAAAAUUUCAAAUCCUGCACAAUUGUAGAUGUUUGAUUUUCAAUGACAUUUCAUUUAUCAUCUUUCAGGAAUUUUUCAUUGUCUGUUUAUGAGUCCUAUUAUCGGAGCAGACAAUCAAAAGAAUAUCAAUGCAGAAUAGAAUGUAACAUGUGGGAAAUUGAAAAAUUCAAUGAUUUUAUGAUUGUAUGUAAACAAGUGGAAAUAGAAAUAAAAAUACAGUAUUAAAAUGUUACUUUGCCCAACUUUAGUUAUUUUCAAAAAGUUCAAUUUAUUCUACUCCAGCAAAAAAUUACAUUCUAUUCUGCAUAAUAAGAGAACAAACCUUUUACUAUCAUUUUUCAAUCUUCAAAAAAAAGUUUCAUAUACAUUAUCUGAACAAAUUCUGAAAAUGUAGUACAAAACAAUAUAUGAAGUACUCUUUUCAGU